Dimorphilus gyrociliatus is the source of this 277-nucleotide messenger RNA. The record is from the annotation of a GenBank genome assembly. Lineage: Eukaryota; Metazoa; Annelida; Polychaeta; Dinophilidae.
AAUGGAACGGAGCGUAGCGGUUUUUGGUUUGCGUGUUGAAUUUGUGUUGAAUGGCGGAAACGAACACAAUAAGAAUGCAACAAUUAUCGCAGCGCGUCGGCAAGCACAGAAGCGACAGACGGGUUUCCUAACUCGGCCUGUCUUGGGUAUCUAUUUAGGGAAAUAUGAAUGGAAGAGGAACCGGUCUAGAAUUGCAACGUCUCACGGUUCUGGCUCACCAUCUGACGGUCGUUUUCAAACGUCACGCACGUUUGAUGACUGCAUGACCAUCGCUUGA